AAAAACGAACAGGGCGUCAUAAUGUCUAGCACUAAGCAGUCUCUACUAAGAAGUUAAACAAUGUACUAUCAUUGAUUUGCAUUGAAUUACAUCCGUUGACCCAAAAGGUGUGCUUAGAUUAGCAGGCUAUGCAUUUACCCGGACAGCAGGUGUGUUACCUGUGGCACCUCCAGGAAAUAGUAAGCUCUGACAGACACGGGACUUCCUCUGUGAUUACUCCAUAGCCACACCGCACAAACGCAAUCAACAUGGCUUGCCGGGAGGGCGUAAGGGCGAGUGGGCAAACCUUUAUUUGAUCCUUCAAAACCAGAUUUAUUAUUCGGUAAGUUCUGCAAUCCCGCUUUAUGCGAAUCCAGCAACAACCACAACAACAACACCGGGGCCGCAACAGCCAAGAUUCAGAGACAGCGGCAUUCCCCAUGUACCUUCUCCUGGCAUGAUCGGCUUCCUGAUCACAAGAGCUGCGUCUUAUUUCCCAUUCCAGUGAGUGACUGCGCACGACUUUCCCCAUCAGCGCGGGGGCAUUGACGCAUUGUGGAGUCGAAAGGGGGGGUAGCACUACUGCCAACCCCGGCUGCGCUAACACACGCAUCUAGGAUGAGCGAAACCGCGAUGGCCGGGGUGCAGCUCGAGACGGAGCCGGAGGACGACCACCAGCAGCCCGAGAACGGCUUCGUGUCCCCCGAAGCCACAGCCACGCCGGGGCUGCUGACACGCAUCGACGGCUGUGUGCUCCCGUUCCUCGGGGGAUUCGGGAAGUACCAGAGACAGCUCAUCGUGCUGACAUGGAUCCCAGCGCUGUUCAUUGGAUUCAGCCAGUACUCUGAUAAUUUCCUGCUCGCCCAGCCCAACAUCACAUGUGUCGUACCCGUGGCUAACACGACCAAUUUAUCCAAAAGUCAUUCGGCGUUGUUUCAAGGUCCACACAAUAGCAGCAGAAGCAGUACGCGUUCAUCUUUUAUAUACGCUAAUGGGAGUUAUGGCACUCGCAAUGACAGCAGCAGCAUGCAGUGCCACUGCACGGAGUGGACGUUUGAGCUGCAGACCGGACUGGUACGGAAUGUGGUUACCAAGUGGGGUCUCGUGUGCAACUCUGCGUGGAAAGUCCACAUUGCAAAGUUCUCUCUUCUCGUUGGGUCCAUCUUUGGAUACCUGGUCUUUGGGGUCCUUGCAGACUGGUUCGGCCGCCACCCGGUGCUCAUCAUAUCGGUGCUGUUCAUGCUGGUGUUCGGGCUGACGGUGGCGUUCUCCGUCAACGUCCCCAUGUUCAGCACCCUGCGCUUCUUUGAGGGCUUCUGCCUGGCGGGGAUCACCCUGUCUCUCUUCGUACUGAGACUGGAGCUAUGUCUACCCGACUGGCGCUUCUCCAUGACCAUGGUGGCCAGCUUCGUGGUGCUGGGGGGCCAGCUCCUGAUGCCCGGGGUGGCGUACCUCUGUCGGGACUGGCAGGUCCUCCAGGCGGUCAUCAUCUGCCCCCUCUUGCUAAUGCUGUCCUACAUAUGGAUCUUCCCAGAGUCUCUGCGGUGGCUGCUGGCCACGCAGCAGUACUCACGCUCCAAGUGGAUUAUGGGGCAUAUUAUCAAGAAGAACCAGGUGAACACGGAGCAGGACUCGGAGCAGGUGCUUCAAGAACUACAGGGAGCCCUGCAGAAGAAGCCCAAGAAGACCUGCAUCGUGAAGAUGGUGGGCACCAGGAACCUGUGGAAGAACAUCGUGGUGCUCUGCGUGAAUUCGCUGACGGGCUACGGCAUCCACCACUGCUUCGCCCGCAGCAUGAUGGACCACGAGGCGCACGAGACCACCAUGUUCCACAACUUCUACGCCGACUACUACACCAUGGCGGGCAUCGCGGUGGCGUCCUGCAUGGCGCUGUGUCCGGCCGUGGGGCUGAUGGGCCGGCGCGGCGGCCUGCUCAUGUUCAUGAUCAUCACGGCGCUGGCGUCGCUGCUGCAGCUGGGCCUGCUGAAUCUGCUGGGAAAAUACAGCGUUCAACUAAAUAUAGUGCGCUCCGAAUCGCUGAAUAGGAACUUCUCCAUUGCCUUUUCCAUCAUCGGCAUGUUCUCGUCCCACGCUGUCAGCAACCUGAGCAUCUUUUUUUGUGCUGAGAUCACCCCGACCGUCAUCAGGGGCGGAGGUGUGGGCCUGGUCCUGGCCAGCGCAGGCUUCGGCAUGCUCACCGCGCCGAUCAUGGAGCUCCACAACCAGAAGGGCUACUUCCUCCACCACAUUAUCUUCGCCUGCUGCACCCUCAUCUGCAUCAUCUGCAUCCUGCUGCUGCCCGAGACGCGCUUCCAGCCCCUCCCCGAGACGCUGGCCGACGGCGACUGCUACACGCGCCAGCCCCUGCUGCCGCCGCCCAGGAAACCCGGGGAACAGCACCACCUGCUGGGCGCGUCCCAGGGCAGCAGGGACUACAUCCGGGUGCACGACACGCCCCCGCCGCACAAGGCGCCCGCCACCGUGGUCUCCACCCUGGACUCCACCGCCUCGUCGGCCGUGGACCUGGCGGCGGCGCCGUCCGUCAGCAACCUGGUCGCCAUGGAGGUGCACCCUGGCAAGGCGGACGGCAGGGACCCCAACGGCCACUCCUACUGCUCCCUGCCCAUGACGCCGCUGGCCUCCUCCUCGCUGGACAAAGGGAGCGUCGUGCGCCCCGGCCAGGACCAGCGGCUGUCCUCCACGCCGCUGCGAAAGAAGCCCUGCGUCACCGACCCCCUGCUGUCCGGCGCCGGAGACCCCGGGGACGGCGUCAAGCCGUCGGACAUCACGGUCAUCACCCAGCUGAACGGCAAGGUGGACCCCUCGCACGGCCCCCGGGCCGGGUCGCCCCCCGUCCCCGUCCUGAAGCCCGGCCCCCCGUCGCCGGUGGACGCCCGCGGCCCCCCGUCGCCCCUCCCGGGGGACUGCAGCCCCCCGCCCCCCCCCGCUGCUGCCCAGCCCCGGCUCGGCUCCCCGUUGGGGCCCCCUGUCACUCUGGUCCGAGGGCCCCCAGCCCCCCUACACCCCAGGCCCACGCUGCUACCAGAGGCCGGCCCCGAAGCCGCCGCCGCCGGCCCCGCUCCGCCGAUGCACGACCGCCGUUCUCCUCCGCGCUCUGCCUCUCCCCCAGCUCCUGCUGCCUCUCCUCCUCCUCCCCCUUCCCCUACUCCUGCUCCCUCCCCGCCCCCCCACCGUGAGGCCCUGGUACCCGGUGCCGCGGAUCCACAACCCGCGGAGGGCCCAACCGACCCCCUCGUCGAGGCAGAUUGCCUACCGGCGGAGGAGCCCGAACUCCCACCCGCACCAAUCUCCCUCCCUCCUCCUCCCACCUCCUCCUCCCCCCUCCCAACGAGAGACUCCCCCACACCGCCGCCUCCAAUAGACUCUGUCCAACCCCCGCCGUUGGAGUCCACUCCUCCUCCUCCUCCUCCUCCUCCUUCUCCUCCUCCUUCUUACAUGGAGGCCAUUCAUGACGGACCUCCUCCCCUCUCCCCUCCUCCCUCCCCUCCUCCCCCCCCUCCUCCUCUUACCUGCACGCCCCCCCCCCCACCUCCCUCUCCGCCCAUCGAGGCCCACCCCGCCCCGCCAGCGGACGCCCCCGCCCCCCCUCCCUCCGACCCCUUCGCCCCCGUUCCGUCGCCACCGGUGGUCCUCCCCAUCACGGACAUCGUCCACGCGUCGCCUCCGGAGCCGGCCGAUGUCGCGACUGUCACGUGCCAGGGGCCCGCGGGGCCCUCGCCGGGCCUCCUGCCAGACCCUCACAGCGUGGACCCGGCCGUAGCUGAGACGGCAGAACAGCCUUCCACAGCGGAGGAGAUGAAGAAGGAGAAGGAGGAGGAGGAGGAGGAGGAGAAGGAGGAGGAGCCUGUCCCUCAAAUUGAAUGCACUGUCUCCUCCCCUAUUGACUUGGGGGCCCUCCCCCUUAGGGACUCUGGCAGCACAGAGAACAACACCUUGAACGGUGAGCUGUCGUCGUGAGGUUUCCCAUGAGGCAGUGUUCCAAAACAGGAAGAAUGUUCACUUCCUGUUUUCGGUUGGAAGAGAAUGUCUGGACAGGAAGAAGGGGGGGGUGUUGGGUGGAAACAGUCAGAGGGCGACUCAGUGGGGGCGUGAGGCGAGGUAGGGAGUUCACCGCACUGCUGCGGGCUACAGGCCGCCCAACGAAGACUUCUGGAGAAGCCCAGUGACGGAGUCGGUAAACAGGUGGUGCACUUUUGUUACUCUUCACCCUCACGGCAUUCAGCCAGUGAACGGAGACGAUGCAAGUGGGGUUGCAGUUGCUGAGAGGCUGUGCAGUGAUCGUGACGGUAAACGUUUUGCAAUGCUGAUAUCACCAGCCCAUGAACUACAUGAAAAUCAAUGAGAAUCACUGUCUGUCGUUUUAAAGACUUAGAAAAUAACUGGAUACUGCUGAGUAGGGGUAUCUGGUGGGAUUGCGAUUAACCACUUCUACCCCACCACAACCCCCCAAAAAAUAUGAAGAAAAUCACUGAUACUUUUGUUCUAAUGACGUGUCCACUCAGCAUAUUUGUGUAAAAAUUGUCGGGGCUACAUUGAGGGAUAAAAGGAAAAAAAAUGAAAUGUUAAUGUAAAUGUUACGAUAUUUUUGUCCUGAUAAAACUAAACAAAUGCUCCGAAUUGGACAUUUGACAACAAAAAAACAAACACCAAACGCUAAUCUGACCAAAAAAAUAUAAAAAAUGGACUGUGCCAAUCAAUAAGUAUAAGAAGAUGUUAUUAUGAAUUACAAAAUCCUGAAUGUAAUUGUACUCUUUGUUGUGGAGGACAAUGUUGGGCAACGAGAAAGGCCAAAAAAGGCCCACAACAGACAGAACUUUGUAUUAUGACACAAUGAAGACUUCCUAGGUAACGUAAAAUGAGAAUAACGGUUUGAAAGGAUGAGUUUGGAGGGCUUUUAGUUUGUUUUUUUUGCAAUCGCUCCCAGUCAAUAAAUCCUCUGGAAGGCAAAUCUUACUUUUUUUUUUUUUUUUUUAUUCAAAAAAAUAUAUUGUUGUGAGCAAAUGCAUACUUAGGUGUUGUGCUUGAUUCAAUUCUUUGGAGCAUAAUCUCCCGUGGUGUGUGCCAUUAUUGUACAAAGCUAUGAGGCAUUCAGACUAUGUUUGUGUGGAUGUUUAGUGGCACCUUAUGCUUUGCACAUGGGGACAAAGCAUGAUUGAAAAAAGUAAAAGUCAACAAAAUCAACGUAAAAACAAGAACCUUAAAUAUGAUGAAAAUAACCAAACAAUGUUCAAUGGACCAUUAGUGAAAAUACAGUUAAUGCCAUUGCAACAAAUUGCUUCAUUAAAAGUCAUCGUCUGUCCCCCCCCCCCCCCCCCCCCCCCCCCAGUCACAAUUUCAUUUUAGUUUUUUCACUUCCGUAAGCUGCAACACCAUUGGUCUGUUUGUGAUCCUCACAGUUUGGAACAAAAGCCUAGUCCAUUGGUUCAUUUCGCCAUGAAAACAUAAUACUAUUAACAUUUUUGCAUCAAAAGACUCAAGUACACUGAAUUGAUUGGAUAGUUCCGCCAUGUAUAUUGCCGCGUUCAUUUCAGAACACAACAUGUGGACAGCAUUACACUUGAUUCUUAUCCACGUCGGAUGCAUUGAGGCGAUUGUAACUCUCACCUAGCCAACUAGAUAUGAUUGUAGAUAGACCACCGUUUACAGCGUUCCUCAUCAUAGUAAACACUAUUUGUACUGUACGAUUCUAGAGCCAAAUGAACGAUGUCUUGUCAUUUCCAAUGUGAUAAACCCAGUCUUUUACAGUAA
Messenger RNA from Gadus morhua (Atlantic cod), 5748 nucleotides. RefSeq names its product solute carrier family 22 member 23. The transcript is spliced from 10 exons. NCBI's taxonomy places the organism in Eukaryota, Metazoa, Chordata, Actinopteri, Gadiformes, Gadidae. The record is from RefSeq and is a predicted model, not a curated record. Bases 598 to 3957 code for a protein of 1119 amino acids. Gene Ontology annotation, molecular function: transmembrane transporter activity. Gene Ontology annotation, cellular component: membrane. Gene Ontology annotation, biological process: transmembrane transport.